CCUCCUACCACAUACUUCGUCUAUUAAUACAAUGGAGAAGAUUAAUUUUGGUUAUUCCACCAAAAACAUUCCGAUGCCAUCAGAAACCAAAUACGUGAAAAGAUUCAUUGAACAAACACAACAACUACUUAGACGAAUGCGCUGGAAAGCACAUUUCUUUUUUAACCCAACAGACAGCUCGACAAAAGAAACGUAUGGUUUCAAAUCCAGAAAACCUCCCAAACAAGUGACUGAGCUAAAACCUUUUGAAGACGACAUGCUAACCAUGAUCCAGAACAUCAAGUUUAGACCUGUAAAAUGCAGCUUUCAGAAACAAUUGAACAAUGAUGUCAAGACCUACAUCAAGAAACCAGACACGGUACUUGUCCCUGCGGAUAAAACGACAAAUUUUUACGCAUUGCAAAAAUCCUGUUAUCAAAAGCUCAUCACCGAAAAUGUGACCAAAACAUACAAGAAGUCAACUAAUAAAACUGUCAAACAAAUCAAUAAGAAAGCCGCUAGUAUAUCGAGGAAGCUUAAAUUAGAUGACCGAAUCGAAGUGCUAGCACAGAAAGAAGCCUUUAUAACUUUGAAAGACCAUAACCCCGAAUUCCAAAACCAUCCUACAUGCCGUUUAAUCAACCCCACCAAAUCCGAGAUCGGUGUAAUUAGCAAACACAUCCUCGACGAAAUAAAUGCAGCAAUUAUUAACGCAACACAGAUAAACCAAUGGAAAAACACAUCAAGUCUUUUGAGAUGGUUUAACAACUUGGAAAACAAAAAAUCGCUCUCGUUUAUAUCUUUUGACGUUUGUGACUUCUACCCAUCCAUAACCGAGAAAUUACUGAAUAAAGCAUUAGAUUUCGCCAGCAAAUACCGACACAUCAGUAAGCAAGAACGCGACAUCAUCCUACAUACAAAACAGUCGCUAUUAUUUUGGGAUGGCAAACCAUGGGAGAAGAAAAAUUCAAACAACAAAUUUGAUGUAACCAUGGGAUCAUUCGACGGAGCAGAAACGUGUGAGCUGAUAGGGUGCUAUCUCCUGUCCAUCCUUACAAAAAAGUACGGCCAGAACAUCGGACUUUAUCGAGACGACGGCCUAUCAGCAUUCCAACACACACCACAAGGGAUUGAACGAAUAAAAAAAGAUCUGUGUAAAACCUUUCGCGAGAACGACUUAAAGAUCACAAUCGAAGCUAACGUAACCGUUGUCAAUUUUUUGGAUGUCACGCUCGAUCUAAAAAGUGGCAAACAUUGGCCGUACUCCAAACCAGGAAACGUUCCCUC
This is a messenger RNA of Paramuricea clavata, 1266 nucleotides long. The record is from the annotation of a GenBank genome assembly. Lineage: Eukaryota; Metazoa; Cnidaria; Anthozoa; Malacalcyonacea; Plexauridae.